UGUGAAUGCUAGGCUGUGUGUGUCGGGACAUGGUGUGCACCGGUUGGGGGCUCUAAGGGUGGGUGGGGGAAGGAGCCCCGGGGAAACAGUGUGCCUUUGUGAGGGUGUGUGUGUGUGUGUGUGUGUGUGCCGCUGAGUCUGUGUGCAGUGGGUGUGGGUGUUUGUCUCCCUGUAUCCGCCUUCUCUCCCGUUCUGGACUUUUAGCCUUCCUGGGCUCAUUUUCCCCAUGUCCUACCUCCUCCCUCUCCGGGCUCGAAUUAGGUGCCCUAGUGGAGGAGGGGGGCAUGCUCCAGGACCUAGUCCAACCCCAGACGCUGCCUGAGGCUUCCCUCCAGCUCCCCCUCCCUUCCUUUUCUCCCUUUCCUCCCUCCCUCUCUUUCCUCUCCUCCCUCCCCCCCAAGGCUGGCGUGCCAGGGGGUGGGACAUGCCAAUCACUGGCUGUGCCUCUCCGGCUGCCAGCACAGGGCGCAGCUCCCCCCGGGAGCCAGGUGUUUGGGUCCCUGGAGACGCCGCCGGCCCCCGGGGAGGCAGUGGGGCUGAGGACCCUACAGACCCUUCUCCAGUCCCAUGGUGAUGACCUCCCCCUGAGGAAGCCCUGUACCGCGACUAGAGGAAGGGGCUGCCCCCCCCACCCCAGCCCACCACCAUGAAUACCUCGGCCCCACCCGCCGUCAGCCCCAACAUCACCGUCCUGGCACCGGGAAAAGGACCCUGGCAAGUGGCCUUCAUUGGGAUCACCACAGGCCUCCUGUCCCUGGCCACAGUGACAGGCAACCUGUUGGUACUCAUCUCCUUCAAGGUCAACACUGAGCUCAAGACAGUCAACAACUACUUCCUGCUCAGCCUGGCCUGUGCUGACCUCAUCAUCGGUACCUUCUCCAUGAACCUCUAUACCACGUACCUGCUCAUGGGCCACUGGGCUCUGGGCACCCUGGCCUGUGACCUCUGGCUGGCCCUGGACUACGUGGCCAGCAACGCCUCCGUCAUGAACCUGCUGCUCAUCAGCUUCGACCGCUACUUCUCCGUGACCCGGCCCCUGAGCUAUCGAGCCAAGCGCACACCCCGCCGGGCGGCCCUGAUGAUCGGCCUGGCCUGGCUGGUCUCCUUCAUCCUGUGGGCUCCGGCCAUCCUGUUCUGGCAGUACCUGGUAGGGGAGCGGACGGUCCUGGCCGGGCAGUGCUACAUCCAGUUCCUCUCGCAGCCCAUCAUCACCUUCGGCACAGCCAUGGCCGCCUUCUACCUCCCGGUCACGGUCAUGUGCACGCUCUACUGGCGCAUCUACCGGGAGACGGAGAACCGGGCCCGGGAGCUGGCGGCCCUGCAGGGCUCCGAGACGCCCGGGAAGGGGGGCGGCAGCAGCAGCAGCUCUGAGCGGUCCCAGCGGGGGACGGAGGGCUCCCCAGAGACCCCUCCGGGCCGCUGCUGCCGCUGCUGCCGGGCGCCCAGGCUGCUGCAGGCCUACAGCUGGAAGGAAGAGGAGGAAGAGGAUGAAGGCUCCAUGGAGUCCCUCACGUCCUCCGAGGGGGAGGAGCCCGGCUCCGAGGUAGUGAUCAAGAUGCCCAUGGUGGACCCCGAGGCCCAGGCCCCGGCCAAGCAGCCCCCCCGGAGCUCCCCCAACACGGUCAAGAGGCCAACCCGGAAGGGGCGCGAGCGGGCCGGCAAGAGCCAGAAGCCCCGGGGGAAGGAGCAGCUGGCCAAGCGGAAGACCUUCUCGCUGGUCAAGGAGAAGAAGGCGGCCCGGACCCUGAGCGCCAUUCUGCUGGCCUUCAUCGUCACCUGGACGCCGUACAACAUCAUGGUGCUGGUGUCCACCUUCUGCAAGAACUGUGUUCCCGAGACCCUGUGGGAGCUGGGCUACUGGCUGUGCUACGUCAACAGCACCAUCAACCCCAUGUGCUACGCGCUCUGCAACAAAGCCUUCCGGGACACCUUCCGCCUGCUGCUGCUCUGCCGCUGGGACAAGCGUCGCUGGCGCAAGAUCCCCAAGCGCCCGGGCUCUGUGCACCGCACCCCCUCCCGCCAGUGCUGAGGGCCCCUAGCCGGUGUCCAGGCCUGCCACCCCAGGCCCUGGGACAGCCCGGCAGGAAGGAAGCAGGCAGGGGCUGCGACCUCAGACCCAGGGCCCUGCUCUGUCCUCACCAGGCUUCCAGGGGGCGGGGGAGAGCCGUAGGUCACCUUCCUGGACAGCCCAGACAGACCCUGCCAGCUUUCCAAACUGUUGCUAUUCCCAGGCAGGGAACGAACCUGAACCGGGGGAACUGGUUUUUCUGUUCCCUGCUGGGUGGGAAUGGGCUGUCACCAGGAAGAAGGCAGGGGAGAGGAGGAUCCAAGCUUUCAGAUCCCUUGUUUGCCUUCAGGCAGGAAAUCUGUGGGGAGCCAGCAGGCGGGGCCAGGAGUAAAUAGGUUCACAUUUCAGUCAUCCCUGGCCCAGGGGCUGGCCCCAUGGGGGGAUGGCGGUGGGAGAUGGUACCCAGGCCCCACCCCACCCCCGGGCCAACAGCAGGUUGCUGAUGCCGACCACUGAGAGGAAAGCUUGGCUCCAAGGCAGCACCCCCUGGCUGGAUACUGGGUAUCCCCUCCCUCCCUGGGCACAGCCCCCCCACCCCCCUCACCUCCA
Molecule: messenger RNA, 2617 nt
Organism: Neogale vison (American mink)
Lineage: Eukaryota; Metazoa; Chordata; Mammalia; Carnivora; Mustelidae
Gene: CHRM1
Product: cholinergic receptor muscarinic 1
Exons: 2
Coding region: 647-2029 (460 amino acids)
Biological process (GO): saliva secretion; regulation of locomotion; adenylate cyclase-inhibiting G protein-coupled acetylcholine receptor signaling pathway
Cellular component (GO): plasma membrane; synapse; dendrite
Molecular function (GO): G protein-coupled serotonin receptor activity; G protein-coupled acetylcholine receptor activity
Source: RefSeq, a predicted model, not a curated record